Molecule: messenger RNA, 1032 nt
Organism: Varanus komodoensis (Komodo dragon)
Lineage: Eukaryota; Metazoa; Chordata; Lepidosauria; Squamata; Varanidae
Gene: TBATA
Product: thymus, brain and testes associated
Exons: 8
Coding region: 16-1032 (338 amino acids)
Source: RefSeq, a predicted model, not a curated record
UCCACGAGAGAGGGGAUGGAGAAGCUGAAGAGUCACGCGGCCAGCCCUUCCAAAGGCAACGACAUCACUGCUUUAGCAGGGAAGCUUAAGCGUGUGGCCCUGAACAUGCCAGUCUGGUUCAGCACGCAGGCCCGGAGGCCCCAUUCAAAGAGCACGGCUCGGUUUGGCAGUCUCAGUCAUCAUGCUUUCUUCUCUCGACACAACCCCCAUCCUCACCGAGUGACUCACAUCCAAGGUCUGAAUGGAGCUCCUGUUUGCACAGUUAAAGAUGAGUGGUCUGUGCAGACCAGUCCUCCUCCUCAUCCAAUGAGAAAAAGUCAGUUUCAAACUGCUGCAUUGGGAAUGCUGGCCAUUCAAAUUCCUAUUGGAGAUCCACAGCCCAUUCCAGUGCCCACGCUAACAAUAGGUUCUUUGUCCGAGGCAUGGCGAGAAGAGCUGAGGGAGCUCGCUGCAAGGGUGAGAGCUGCCUCUUCCACUGGGACAGAGAAAAAAGAGACUACAGAAAAGUCCCAGAGGGAAACACAGUACUCAGAAGAAACAGGGCGUCUCAUCCCGCUGUCCUCCCGAGCCACAACACGCCAUUCAUCCCACUGCCUGCGCAAGAACAAUGCCAGGAAUAAAGGGAAAGAUGCUAUCUUGUCUUUCCAGGGCCAAGAACUAAUCAUUUUGGAGCUGCUGUGUCAGAUCUUGCAGACAGACUCCUUGAUGGCUAUUCAGCAAUGGCUGCUCACCGCUAGCCAGAAGGAAAAGAAUAUUGCCAUGGGAUUGUUGCAGAUUGCAACUGCCAACCUCCAGCUCGAGCCCCAGGAGUUAAUCACAAGCAUGGAAGAGAGACUUGCAUCACAGAUGUCCUCAGAUGCUUCCAAACUACCCAGCCUUGGGCGAAAUCAUUCCACCAGGCUGUCUGUGAUAAGGCACAAACAAGAACCUACUGCAGAGGAAGAGAAGCCAGCGCAUCUCGGCUCUGCAGAGGUUUUCCAGCUCCACCUGUGCCUGGCUGAGAAGCAAAACCAACCAGAGCAGCUGAAGUAA